AUGAGGGAAAUUAGACAGCAACCUUCGAAGCGGAAGCAUCGGAGUUCAUCGGAAGAUGUAGCAUACGAAUUCGAUGAGUCAUCAUCUUCGGAGUCGAAUAGUGUAGCGGACAACGACGUGUCUGCGCUCGCCGAGAGAAAACCCUCACUGAUAGCAAGAGAGUUGGCCCGUUACAAUAUAGACAUAGCUGCAAUCAGCGAAACGCACUUAAGCGAUACUGGAGAGCUGAGUGAGCACCUCGGAGGCUACACAUACUACUGGAGUGGACGCCCUGCCGGCGAGAGGGCCGGUAGCGGUGUGGGUUUUGCUAUCCGCAAUAGUUUGGCUAGAGAUCUGAGUGAACUACCCAAGGGUGUCAAUGACCGUCUCAUGACUCUACGGAUGCCAAUUUCUAAUAACAAAUACGCUCAUCUUAUAAGUGCAUAUGCUCCCACACUGCCUUCAGCAGAUGAAGAUAAAGAAUUGUUCUACCAACACCUAAGAAAAACUCUUGAGAACAUUCCGAUUUGCGACAAGGUUAUUUUGUUAGGUGACUUCAAUGCUCGCGUUGGCACUGAUUGUGACAUUUGGAACGGUGCCCUCGGAAAACAUGAAAUUGGGAAAUGUAACGAUAACGGCCUUAGAUUACUGUCGUUAUGCGCACAAUUCAAUCUUAGUAUCACAAAUACAUAUUUCCGACUUGCUGAUAAAUACAAGACCUCGUGGAUGCACCCAAGAUCCAAGCACUGGCAUCUUCUGGACUAUAUAAUUGUCCGUCAAAAAGAUCUUCGUGACGUUCUUGUUACAAGAGCGAUGCGUGGCGCUGUUGGCUGGACUGACCAUCGUCUUAUUCGAUCAAAGAUGCGUUUGCAACUAAAAGCACCACGACGAGCUCAAAACAAAAUUCCUCCGAAGCUAGCAUUCUCAAACCUUAUUACCUCACAAGAACUAGGUAAAACGUUAGAUUUGAAAUUUGCUGCAAGUGCUCCUGAACCCGACCAGGGUAACGUUGACGGUGAAUGGAAAUCAUUUGCCAAACACCUUCAUGACUGUGCGCUGGAUAUUUUAGGAAAACCCCAAAAAAGGAACCAAGAUUGGUUUGACGAAUCAGAUGAGGAAAUCAGAACCCUAGUUAAACGGCACAGACAUGAAUUGAAUUCAAAACAAAUACACGCGAAUAGCAAUAGGGAUGCUUCACGGAAAUUAAAAUGUAAAGUCCGUGAACUAAAGGACAAGUCGAUGGCAGCAAAGUAG
Molecule: messenger RNA, 1233 nt
Organism: Trichoplusia ni (cabbage looper)
Lineage: Eukaryota; Metazoa; Arthropoda; Insecta; Lepidoptera; Noctuidae
Product: craniofacial development protein 2-like
Exons: 2
Coding region: 1-1233 (410 amino acids)
Biological process (GO): chromatin remodeling
Cellular component (GO): nucleus
Molecular function (GO): catalytic activity
Source: RefSeq, a predicted model, not a curated record